AUGACUGAACUCAAGGAAGAUGAUAAUGUUAUGAUGUCCCAGGCUGAGGACAGCGACGUAACUUCAAGCUUUACGGAAAACAAUAAUAUCGCUUCGUCCGAAAAUAAACAAUCCCAAUCUGUUAAUAAACAGAAAGAAGUUGAAGAUGAACUCCAAGAAAAAGACAUUCAAAACGAAGAAUGUGAUGGCGUUGACCAUGGAGCAAGCAUUUAUUCCCAGAACGAAGAUGGUGAAACAGUUUUGUCGAUAGCGAUAAGAAAUGGUUUAUUUGAUGUGGGCGCUGAUGUAAACGGCCAGGGUACUGACGGGUGGACAGUGCUGCACGCUGCUGUUACAAAAUCUACUCCAGAAGUUGUAAAAUAUCUUGUUGAAAAUGGCGCUGUUGUAAACGGCAAGGAUACUACAGACGGCUGGACAGUAUUACACUAUGCUGUUGCCUAUAGUUCAUUAGACAUGAUGAAACAUCUUGUUGAACUGGGGGCAGAUGUAAAUGGCGAAAAGACCGAUGGGUGGACAGUGCUGCAUGAUGCUGUUACAAACGGUACGCUAGAAAAGGUAAAAUAUCUUGUUGAAAUUGGUGCUAAUGUAAAUGGUAAGAGCAAUGGCGGGUGGACGGUGCUUUACAAUGCUAUUUCUAAAGGUACGCUAGAAAUUGUAAAAUAUCUAGUAGAAAUGGGCGCUGAUGUGAAUGCCAAGGAUACCACUUACGAUUGGACAAUGCUUCACUCUGCUGUUACUGAAGGUACGCCAGCAAUGGUAAAAUAUCUUGUUGACAUGGGCGCUAAUGUAAAUAGUGAGGAUAGUAAGGGAUGGACGGUGCUGCGAUAUGCGAUUUUCAAAGGCACACUAGAAAUAAUAGAAUGUCUUGUUGAACAUGGUGCUGAUGUUAAUGACAAAAUUGAAAUGCGAUCAAUUCUGCACUGUGCACUGUGUGUUACUCAAGAUACUUUAGAAAUAGUGAACUGCCCUGUUGAGAAGGGUGCUGAUUGCAAUUGUAAGAAGACUACCGGGGAAACAGUGUUGCACUCUGCUUUUUCUAAAGGCAGGACAGAUAUAGUAAAUAUCUCGUUCAGAAAGGCGCUGAUGUAA
Messenger RNA from Dendronephthya gigantea, 1089 nucleotides. RefSeq names its product putative ankyrin repeat protein RF_0381. NCBI's taxonomy places the organism in Eukaryota, Metazoa, Cnidaria, Anthozoa, Malacalcyonacea, Nephtheidae. The transcript has 3 exons. The coding region runs from base 1 to 1089 and encodes 362 amino acids. Gene Ontology annotation, molecular function: protein binding. The record is from RefSeq and is a predicted model, not a curated record.